AUGGCAUCAGCAAGUCUGCAGUUCUUUGCUUUUAUUCUGGCUCUGUUUGGUGUUUUUGGAGAUAUCACAGCCACCUUGCUGCCAAAUUGGAAGGUAAAUGCAGAUGUUGGUUCAAACAUCAUAACAGCUAUAACACAGAUGCAAGGACUUUGGAUGGACUGCACAUGGUACAGCACAGGGAUGUUUAGCUGUACCCUGAAAUACUCCGUUCUCUCUCUCCCUGUGUACAUCCAGGUGGCACGGACCACCAUGGUACUGUCUUGUAUCCUAUCAGCUUUUGGGAUCUGCAUCACUACAGUUGGAAUGAAAUGCACGAAACUGGGAGGGGACACUGACAGCAAAAGCCAUGCUUGUUUUGCUGGAGGAGUCUGCUUCAUCCUUGCAGGAAUCUUUGGAUUAGUACCAACAUCCUGGUACACAAGAGAAAUUAUUUCAAAUUUUCUGGACCAGACCAUUCCAGAGAGCAGCAAACAUGAACCAGGAGGAGCGGUUUAUACAGGAUUCAUUUCAGCAGCGUUUCUGCUUAUCGCAGGUGUCAUCUUCUGCACUUCCUGUCUUAAAAAGCAGCAAGGAGCAUGGAUUUACUCUGCAAAGCAGCACCACUUCCCAUCCACAGAGCAGGACAGCAACACAGGUUACAACCUAAAGGACUAUGUGUAA
Messenger RNA from Colius striatus (speckled mousebird), 660 nucleotides. It is a transcript of the gene CLDN20, whose product is annotated as claudin 20. The record is from RefSeq and is a predicted model, not a curated record. Lineage: Eukaryota; Metazoa; Chordata; Aves; Coliiformes; Coliidae. Gene Ontology annotation, biological process: bicellular tight junction assembly; cell adhesion. The coding region runs from base 1 to 660 and encodes 219 amino acids. Gene Ontology annotation, molecular function: structural molecule activity. The transcript has a single exon. Gene Ontology annotation, cellular component: bicellular tight junction; plasma membrane.